AUGCAACUGAUAGCUUUUACUGCUUUUACUCUUUUACAGCAGCAGCAGCAGCAGCAGCAGCAGCAGCAGCAGCAGCAGCAGCAGCAGCAGCUGCAGCAACAGCUGCAGCAACAGCAGCAACACCAGCAGCCUCAACAGCAGCAUCAACAACAGCAGCAGCAGCAGCAGCAGCACCAGCAGCAGCACCAUCACCAGCACGAGCAGCAGCAGCAACGACAACAACAACAGCAACAACAGCAGCAGCAGCGACUGCAGCAGCAGCAACACCAUCACCAGCACCAGCACCAGCACCAGCAGCAGCAGCAACAGCAGCAACAGCAGCAGCACCACCACCACCACCAUCACCAGCAGCAACAGCACCACCAUCACCAGCAGCAGCACCAGCACCACCACCAUCACCAGCACCAGCAGCAACAGCAGCAGCAGCAACAGCAGCAGCAGCAACAGCAGCAGCAGCAGCAGCAGCAGCACCAGCAGCACAAUCACCCCCACCACCACCACCAUCACCAGCAGCAGCAGCAACAGCACCACCAUCACCACCACCAUCACCAUCACCAGCAGCAGCACCAGCAGCAGCAACAGCAGCAACAGCAGCAACAGCAGCAGCAGCAGCAGCAGCAGCAGACUGACCCGGCUGCAGCAGAUGAUAUGAUGUAG
Molecule: messenger RNA, 657 nt
Organism: Eimeria mitis
Lineage: Eukaryota; Apicomplexa; Conoidasida; Eucoccidiorida; Eimeriidae
Exons: 3
Coding region: 1-657 (218 amino acids)
Source: RefSeq, a predicted model, not a curated record